Lampris incognitus (smalleye Pacific opah) is the source of this 5304-nucleotide messenger RNA. RefSeq names its product IQ motif and SEC7 domain-containing protein 1-like. Gene Ontology annotation, molecular function: protein binding; guanyl-nucleotide exchange factor activity. The record is from RefSeq and is a predicted model, not a curated record. Lineage: Eukaryota; Metazoa; Chordata; Actinopteri; Lampriformes; Lampridae. Gene Ontology annotation, biological process: regulation of ARF protein signal transduction; actin cytoskeleton organization.
AUGGAUGCUAACCAGGGGGCGGGCCAGAGCAGCCCUGAGAGCCCCAACCGUGCCGUGGAGUAUCUCCUGGAGCUCAACAACAUCAUUGAGAGCCAGCAGAAGCUUCUGGAAACCCAACGGCGCCGGAUCGAGGAGCUUGAAGUCCAGCUGGACCGGCUCAGCCAGGAGAACAAAGACCUGCGCCUGGACCGACAACCUGUUGUUCCUCCUCCACCCGCUCCUCCCCCUGAGCCUCCGAUUCCCCCACCCCCUCCUCCUCCUCCCCCGACACAGACAGCAUCAACCUCUGUUUCAACCAGGAACUACCAUCACCACAACCUACACCAGACCCAUCCCCAGGCUCCGCCCUCUAUCACAUUACACCACGCUCACCAUCAGCACCACCAUUCCUCCUCCCACCACCUCUUCCCUCACUCCUACAACAGCACCAACAGCACCACUACUGCCGCUAUCCCGCCUCCAUCCCCAGCCUCUGUCUCUGUCCCCACCCAAAUCUCAGCUCCUAUCCCGGCCCCUGCCCCAGCUCCACCCCCACCUCCACCGGUACCACCUAGAGACCAGCAGCAGCAACAGCGGAGCCACAGCCGGCUGACCCGCGGGUUCUCCACCAGCACUGGAACCAAUACCAACUUUGUGGAGAAGGAGAAAGAGAGGCUGGAGCGCAUGCAGAGCGCCAACACCACCAACAGCCACCCCCACCACCAACUUCACACCCUCCACCACCACAAACUUGUGGAGGGGGACUCUCAGUGUCCUGAGGCUCUCAGUUUCUCAGAGUCAUCCUUCAGUCAUCCACCUGCCUUCCAUCGUUAUAGCAACAGCCCUGUCUCCAUCCCCUGUGGUCCCUACAGUACGACCCCAACCUCGGGGCCCCCGGGACCCUUCCACACACACACACACUCGCAGGCAGGCUCUCCCAUCUCCCCUCCCAGCCCGGCGAGCCUGGCGUGGGCACAGCGCAGCCGACACCAGCCUGCCAGCCUGGCUCUCCGCAAGCAAGAGGAGGAAGAGAGCAAACGCUGUAAAGCACUCUCUGACAGCUAUGAGCUCUCUACAGACCUCCAAGAUAAGAAGGUGGAGAUGUUGGAGAGGAAGUAUGGCGGCUACUUCCUGUCCCGGCGGGCGGCCCGGACGAUCCAGACGGCUUUCCGACAGUAUCGCAUGAACAAAAACUUCCAGAAGCUUCGAAGCUCCGCCUCCGAAAGCAGGAUGACCAGACGUAUCAUCCUGUCCAAUAUGAGGAUGCAGUACUCGUUUGAUGAGCGCCAGCCUCGCAGUCAGGGUCAACCGGGCCCCGAGGAGACAGGAGACUUGGACGACUCUUUCUCCAAGCAGGUGAAGUCCCUGGCUGACUCCAUGGACGACUCCCUGACGUGUCAGUCGGGCCGUGAGGACUCCCAGGAAGCCGCAGGAGAUGAGGACGAAGAAGAGGAGGGAGAUGAAGAGGAGGACGAAGAAGAUGAGGAAGGCGAGGAAGAGGAUGAUGAUGAUUAUGAAGAGGACUACCGGGAGUGUGCGUGGAGUAACAGGAACAUGUCUUCUCGCCGCGGCGGGAGCCGAGUCCGAGGAGGCGGCGUGGGGAGGGGAGUGUUAGGAGGAGGUCCGGCCAUGCAUGAGGACAGCACGGCCACUUCCUUCAGUGAUGUCACCCUCUACAUGGAGGAGGGGUGUCUGCCCUCCUCCCCCCUGUCUCGCCCCCCCUCCUCCUCAGACACAGAAUAUUGGGGGGGAGGUCAUGGGGGAUGCCCGGGGAGCAGGGAGGACAGCAGGGACACGGAGGGAGGGGGGAGCAACACCAGCCGCAGGAGCAGCACCCCUUGCACGGAGUGCCGCGGGGAGUACAGAGGCAGGGGGGGAGGUGGAGGCAGCGGGGGAGGAGGGCAUCUCCCUGUCCUGACCAUAGAACCACCCAGCGACAGCUCUGUGGAUAUGAGUGACAGGUCGGAGAGAGGAUCCAUCGGCCGCCUGGUGUACGAACAGGAGUCUUCGGCCGGAGAGCGAGGAGGCGGAGAGAGGGAGAGGAAGGCAGGAGGAGGAGAGAGUGGGGGGGAGGAGCGAGGAGGAGUGGGGGAGGGAGGGAGCAGUGAGGUGGACUCCCCCCAGGGGACGAUCAAGCAUAAGCCUAGCACGCGGACGGUGGCCACCGCGCAGGGACAGACGCGCUGCACUGGCACCGUUCCUAUGCCGAUGCCCUCGGCCCGCCCCCUGCCCUCUCACCCCCUCCCACACCUGCCCACCAUCCUCCAUCAACACCUCCACUACCAGUACGGCCAUCCGCACUCUCACGUGCAUCCUCACCACGUGCACUCGGGCCCCUAUGGGCAGACCGCCCACUUGCACCACUACACCCAGUCCCUCUACCAGCACCACCACCUACCCCACGCCUACCCGGAGCCCCCCUGCUCCCCGCUGCCCUCCCCCAUCCCUCCUCUCACCCCUCUCUCCCCCCUCCCGCCCCCGCUCACCCCUUCUCCCCUCUCCUCGUCCUCUUCCUCGGCUCUCCCCACCCCGGAGGUCCACCCCCACCUCCACCAAGCGCAUCUCCUCCAGCAGCACCUCCUCCUCUGCUCGGACGGAGACAACGAGAGCGUCAACUCCACCACCACCAACUCCAAUGAGGACACCACCGUCAACAACUGCAGCUCGGGCUCCUCCUCGCGCGACAGCCUGCGAGAGCCAAUGGGAGGAGGGGGGCCCGCCCCCCCAGGGAAGCAGACCUAUCAGAGAGAGAGCCGGCACAGCUGGGACUCUCCCGCCUUCAACAACGAUGUGGUGCAGAGAAGACAGUACCGCAUAGGACUCAACCUGUUUAACAAGAAGCCAGAGAAGGGGAUCCAGUACCUGAUAGAGAGGGGCUUUGUGUCAGACACCCCUGUGGGGAUCGCUCGUUUCAUCCUGGAGAGGAAAGGUCUGAGCAGGCAGAUGAUUGGAGAGUUCCUGGGAAACAGACAGCAGUUUAACAAGGACGUGCUGGAUUGUGUUUUGGAUGAGAUGGAUUUCUCGGGGAUGGACCUUGACGAUGCCCUCAGAAAGUUCCAGGCCCAGAUCAAGGUCCAGGGGGAGGCCCAGCGGGUUGAGAGACUGGUGGAGGCCUUCAGUCAGCGGUACUGUGUAUGUAACCCAGUGCUGAUUAGGCAGUUCCAGAACCCGGACACCAUCUUCAUCCUGGCGUUCGCCAUCAUCCUCCUCAACACAGACAUGUACAGCCCCAACGUCAAGCCUGAGAGGAAGAUGAAGAUCGAGGACUUCAUCAAGAAUCUGCGAGGUGUGGAUAAUGGUCAGGACAUCCCCAGGGAUCUGUUGGUUGGAAUCUAUGGAAGGAUCCAGAAGUGGGAGCUAAGGACUAAUGAUGACCAUGUGACCCAGGUCCAGGCUGUGGAGAGGAUGGUGGUCGGCAAAAAACCUGUUCUGUCUCUACCACAUCGGAGGUUGGUGUGCUGCUGUCAGCUGUUUGAGGUUCCAGACCCAAAUCGAGCACAGAGGAGUGGAGUUCACCAGAGAGAGGUCUUCCUUUUCAAUGACCUGCUGAUGGUGACAAAAAUAUUCCAGAAGAAGAAGACGUCGGUGACGUACAGUUUCAGACAGUCUUUUCCUCUGGUGGAGAUGCAGGUCCACACCUUCCAGAACACUUACUACCCCCAUGGAAUCAAACUGACGUCGUCCAACCCCGGGGGAGAGAGGAAAGUUCUGAUCGUCUUCACGGCUCCGAGCCAGCAGGAUCGCGCCCGCUUCACCUCUGACCUCCGAGAAAGCAUUGCAGAGGUCCAGGAUAUGGAGAAAUAUCGGGUUGAAUCGGAGCUAGAGAAGCAGAAAGGUGUGAUGCGUCCCAGUGUCUUGACAGGAAGCAGAGGAGGCGGGGGGGCAGCUGGAGGUGGGCCCACCAGUCCCACUGCCCCCAGCGGGGGAGUUAAGAGCGAGGUGGUGAACGGCACCUUGGGAAGGCCCAGCCUCGAUGACACGUACGCUUCGGUGGACGGACUCAAACGCACAGCACUGAGCUCAUCCCUUCGAGACCUCUCCGAGACAGGGAAGCGAGGUCGUAGGAACAGUGUGGGGUCACUGGACAGUACCAUUGAAGGUUCCAUUAUUAGCAGUCCUCGGCCCCACCAGCAGCGCCCCCUGCCUGCUGGAGUUCUUCCCUACAGCUCCAUGAUGGACCCCACAUCGCCAGCAGCCUACCGGCCACACCGCCCUACUCAGAGCCCCGGUACAGGGGUGGGGGGUGGGCCGGGGCUCUGUCACAACCCUGGGGGGGUGUCCACCUCCCCUCUGGCCAGCGGGGGAGGGGUUGGGGGAGGAGGAGGGAUGUCUGGGGGAGGAGGGGGGAGUUUCCUGGGGAAUUUCUUUGGCAGUCGGAGAGGCAAGGUCCCAGGUCCCCUUAUGAUGAUGUCAUCAGCACCACAAGGUCCCACAAGCCCACUGAUGAUCGUGUCGCCCCCCCACUACCCGGCCCCUGCCCCCCCUAUCCCUCCCCCCUCCUCCCCCUCCCCCUGCCCUUCCCCCUCAGCCAAUUUGGGACAAAUAGACCCUGGCUCGGGUGGAGGAGCGUCAUCAGUGGGAGCAGGAGGAGGGGGCGGAGUGUUGGGUGGGGGACAGUCCAAGCUUCAGGCACUGCACGCCCAGUACUGCCACGGCAACAGUGGAGGAGGCGGAGUCAGUGUUACCGGGCAACAGCAGCAGCAGACCCCACCCCCUCCCUACCACCACCACCACCGCUACCACCUCCAGAAUAUUGCACCGCACGCCGGUCUCUCACACAGGGUCUCUGUGCCCCAACGGCAGGGGCAGCAGCACAGGGUACAACACACACGCUACAACAUAGGCUCAGGGUUCACCACCCCUCCCCCGCUGCCCCCCCACUCCCCUCUCGGACUCUACCACUCCCACGGAGUGGUGGGAGGCCGGGUGGGCGCUGGUGGCAAGCUCCCGCUCACUAUCUCCCACUCCCAGCCCCACCCGCACGCCCACACACACUCUCACAACCACGUCGUGCACACACACUCCCCCCUCAGCCCCUCUCCUUCCCCCUCCCCCUCGUCCACCCACUUCGUCUUUUCCCCUCCUCCUCCGCAGACGCCAUCUGCGCGUCACAUCACCCAGACGCCACCACAGCCCUACGUUCACCAGUACCCCCCACUCUCCUCCAUCCCACCUCCUCCACCACACUCCCCCUUACCUCCCCCCACCUCCUCUGCCACCCAGCACACCCCUCUCUCACCGCACCCCUCGGCAGGGGGCGUGGCCUCAGGGCAGGGGGGAGGGGCCAAGUCCAAGCCCGUCAGUCGGAUCAGCACGGUGGUGUGA